AUGAGUGAAAUUGUAUCUGGUGUGGCGAGUGCUUUAUUGGCAAAUCUCACAACCAAAGCUUAUCAUAAGAUUGUGUGGGUAUGUGGUCUCAAACGUGAAGUAGAGAGGCUUAAAAAGUCUGUGAAACUCGUCAGUGCCUUUCUUUCUGAUGCUGAAAACAAGCAAUUCAAAGACCAAAGCAUAGCCCUAUGGUUGAAAGAACUUAAACAUGCACUCUAUGAUGCAGUUGACAUAUUGGAUGAAAUUGAGUGUCAAGAAAAUAUAAGUAAAGCGAUGAAAAUACAUGGAGGUGUUUCUCAAAAGGUGUGUCAAUUUUUCUCAGCAUCAAACCCACUUGUAUUUCAUGUCAACAUGGCUCACAAAAUUAAGGAGAUUAGAGAAAAGAUUGAUGAGAUUGCACGUGAAAGGAACAAUCUCGGUCUCAUUCAAAAUUCUACAAAUGACAUGGCUCCCAAUAAAAUGUUAUCAUGGAGGGAGACCCAUUCUUCUCUACCUUCACGAAUAACAGGUAGAGAUGAAGAAAAGGAACUUAUCAUAAGUUUAUUGAUGAGUGAACCAUCACAAUCACAAAGCAAAAAUGUUACUGUCAUCCCAAUUGUUGCAAUGGGAGGGUGUGGGAAGACCACACUUGCCCAAUUUGUGUUCAACGAUUCAAGAAUAGCUGAUCAUUAUGAUUUAAAAUUAUGGGUGCAUGUGUCACAAGAUUUUGAUGUUAAAAGAAUAAUUUCAAAAAUUGUUACACAAGAAGAUGAUACAAAAGGCAGAGGCGGUGAAGGCAUGACCUUAGAAAGGUUGAAGACACUUCUUCAUGAGAAAUUAUACGACAAGAAAUUUUUACUUGUCCUUGAUGACAUGUGGAAUGAAAAUGCUAAAAGAUGGCAUGAUCUACGGGAUCUCCUGUUGGAUACAAUUGGUGAAAGGAACAAAAAUGAUUGCAAAAUCAUAGUGACUACUCGUAGUGACAGAGUUGCUGAUAUUGUGAAGACUGUUACUAAAAUCAAAUUACAAGUACUCCCAGAAGAGGAAUGUUUGCAGUUAUUUUUUAAGUGUGCCUUUCAAGAAGAGGGGGAAGCAAAUCAACGUCCCAGGCUUCAAGAAAUUGGUAAGGAAAUUGUUGCAAAGUGCAAAGGUUUGCCACUAGCCAUAGUGACUUUAGGGUGCAUUCUUAGGUCACAAGAAGAUGAAAAUGAGUGGAAAAGAAUCCGAGAUAGCGAGAUAUGGGAAAUAGAUCAUCAAAAAGAUGAUGAAAUAUUACCAGCAUUAAGGCUAAGCUAUUCUCAAUUGCCAUCUCCUCUGAAGCAAUGUUUUUCUUAUUGUGCACUUUUCCCUAAAGGUCAUGAAUAUAUGCCAAUAGAAUUGAUUCCAAUUUGGAUGGCACAUGGAGUCCUCCGACCCACGAAUGAAAAUGAAGAUCCAGAGUGUCUUGGAGAGUUACAUUUCAGGCAAUUAAUUUCAUUGUCCUUCUUUCAAUUUGUAGAUCAAUUCCGCUCACCUUUUGAGGACGAAUUACCUUUUGACUACGAUGUAGGGAAAGUUUUGGGCAUUGGAAGUUACAUAAUGCAUGAUCUGAUCCAUGAUCUUGCUAUGUCGACAAUGCAUGGUGAGACUACAGUGAUAAGUAGCGCAUCUACACAUGUCAAUGAAAAAGUACGACAUAUAUCAAUUUCAACCAACCCAGACCAAUUGCCUCUGCUAGCCCUCAAGAAAAACAAGGUUCAAUCAUUUGUAAAUUGGCACACACAAGGAGAUAUCACCACGACAGAACCAUUUGUAAAAUGGAUCUCUAAAGAAUUCAAGUACUUAAGGGUGUUGGAUUUGCAAAAUUUGGCAUUUCAGUUCCUGCCUGAUUUCUUCGACAAGAUGAAGCAUUUGAGAUAUCUUAAUCUGAGUUGUUGCUCUCAGUUGAAAAAACUCCCCAAGUCCAUUUCCAAGCUCUAUAAUCUCCAGACUUUAAUUCUUCAGGGCUGUGUGGCACUUGAAGAGUUACCUAAAAACUUGAGGAACCUUAUCAACCUUCGAUUUUUUAUGAUUACUGCACAAAUCACAAAUCUCUGCUUUGUAGAUAUAAGGUUCUUCAGUUAUCUUCAGAUUUUAACAAUUUUCAGUUGUCAUAAUUUAGAAGUCAUGCCGUGUGAUUUAUCACAUUUGGUUUCUUUGAAGAAGCUGGUAAUUAUGGGAUGUGAAAAGCUAGUUCGUUUUGAAGACGAAGUUGAAAAUGAAGGAAGAGGGAAGCAAAAUGAAGUUGCCAAGGAAAUGAAUCUUCAAAGAUUUGCUAUUGCUGGAUCGCCCAAGUUGAUCAACUUACCCAACUGGCUUCAAAGAUCUGCCAAGACUUUACAACAAAUUUGUAUUUGGGAUACAAGUUUAACAGCAUUGCCAGAAUGGCUUCCAAAUGCAACAUCACUUAACAGUCUUUACAUUUUAGAUUGUGAAGAGUUGUUGUCACUGCCUGAGAAUAUGGAUCACUGUCGCAGCCUUCAAACAUUAGGAAUAAUUGGUUGCCCAGAUCUGAGUAAAAGGUAUAAAGGGGGUGUAGGCCCAGAAUGGAGCAAAAUAGCUCAUGUCCCAAAUGUCUACGUAAGUUUCUGCUAA
This is a messenger RNA of Abrus precatorius (Indian licorice), 2592 nucleotides long. Its product is annotated as putative disease resistance protein RGA4. Lineage: Eukaryota; Viridiplantae; Streptophyta; Magnoliopsida; Fabales; Fabaceae. Gene Ontology annotation, biological process: defense response to other organism. The record is from RefSeq and is a predicted model, not a curated record. Bases 1 to 2592 code for a protein of 863 amino acids. Gene Ontology annotation, molecular function: ADP binding. The transcript has a single exon.